This is a messenger RNA of Quercus lobata, 2121 nucleotides long. RefSeq lists its product as uncharacterized. Lineage: Eukaryota; Viridiplantae; Streptophyta; Magnoliopsida; Fagales; Fagaceae. The coding region runs from base 1 to 2121 and encodes 706 amino acids. The record is from RefSeq and is a predicted model, not a curated record. The transcript has a single exon.
AUGCAUAUAAAUUUUCAACCAGUUGUUGGCAGUAUGAUUUUAGUGAAGAAAAGGAUGAUGAUGGAGGUGUACAUGAUUCCUCAAAGUUGGAGGGAACUUUGGCAGGAAUGGGAGCUACGAGGAAUGAUCCUACUCAGCGUCACUAUCCAAAUAGUUCUUGUCAUUCUGGGCAAUCGCAGAAAGUAUAUUGCUGGAAUCUGGAUAAGAUUUGUGGUUUGGUCAACCUACUUACUCGGUGACUCCAUAGCUGCAAUGGCGGCUGGCAUGCUCUCAAAUAAUAUAGGAGAAACCUACAAGGAUGGUCUUCUUGAUGCAAAGUAUGAACUAACAGCAUUUUGGGCACCCCUUAUGCUGUUGCACUUAGGUGGUACCGAUGCCAUUACUGCUUACUCAUUGGAAGACAAUGAGUUAUGGAAAAGGCACUUGUUUGGAGUAGCCACUCAAGCAAUGGCGACAUUUUACAUCUUGUUUAUGGCCUGGACAGGCUCUCGUAUGUCCUACCUCUUUAUUGUGAUGUUCUCUGUUGGGCUUGUCAAGUAUUGUGAAAGAGUGUGGGUUUUAUACUCGGCAAGUGAAAACACAUUUAGAGACUCCAUUCCGGAUAUCACCACUAAUGAAAUCAAAAUAAUGGAGGAAUGCAAACUGAAGGAGCUAGAGGGAUACCAUAAGGUACUUGAGGUUCAAGUGCUUGAGGUUCAUGAACGGGAUUUUUCAACCGAUACUUCAUCAAUUAUAUCAUCCGCUCCUCACGCAAAAGAAUUACUCAUUGCUUGUAGUUUACUUGAGAUGGUUAAGCGUCUCUUUGCAGAUCUCAUACUUGGCUUGCAGGAACGGGAUGUAAGCAGGGCAAUCUUCGACAACAAUGAUAUGAAUAAGGAAAAGGCUUUUGAGGUAAUUGAGAUUGAACUCAAGCUUAUAUUCGAUUUGCUUUACACCAAGGCAAAGGCAGUCUACACAUUUUGGGGCAUUGCUCGACGAAUCAUUGGAAUCCUUCUCACCUUGAUUGUAUUUGUGGUUAUUUUGUUGGAUGAGAUGGUGAUUCCAAAGAAAAAACACCACAACUACUCCAAGAUUGAUUUUACCAUAACUUUGGUUUUGUUGGCAGUCGCUGUUCUUGUGGAUUUAUGGGCAAUUGUGGAACUACUUUUUGCCGACCAAACCAUUCUUUGGUUAAUUAAGAACAAGAAAACCACCCUCCUAAGAGCCAUCAACAGUAUUUUACAACUUGGUUGGCUCAAAAGACAAUCCAAAACAUACAGGUGGUCUAACUCUAUUGGUCAAAUCAGUCUGUUAAGAUCUGCCUUACAAAAGCCCCUGCCCUGCCUUCCAAUCCUGAAGCUAUUAUGCGUUGACGAAAUACUAGAGAUAUACCAAAAUGAAACUCGUGAAGGAAUCUUGGAAGCCAAUUUAAAAGGUCUAAUUUUUGUUGAGUGCAGACAUUGGCUAAAACUUAGAGGCAAUGAAAUAACUCCUGAAGAAUUUCAUGGCUUAAGGGGAGGUCGCACCCUUAAAAACUUUGGCCGAAAUGAUAUUGAUUGGAGUGUGAAGUUGGAGAUGGACCUUAGCAUCCUUGUCUGGCACCUUGCUACUGAUAUUUGUUGUCAUGAAGAUAGACACACAAGGCCGGAGUAUCAUAAAAUGUGCACGUCCCUGUCAAGAUAUAUGCUUUAUCUUCUAGUCAAGCAUCCUUACAUGUUACCGAUUGGGUCAGCACACAUCAAGUUUCGGGACAUUUAUCUGGGACUUAGGGAAUUCAUGGAAGAACAGCUUUCCAAACCAGUUAAGCAAGAGGAAGCUUUGGAUAUGUUAAAAAAUAUGACAGCCAAGGACUUGCUUACUGUCAACGAUGGGGACAAAAGUACUUUGGUGAUAUUCUAUGCGUGUAAGCUUAAGUCUGCAUUAAAUACAAAGGAAAAUGAGACAUGGGAAAUAAUUAAGAAAGUUUGGCUGGAAAUGAUGUGCCAUGUUGCUAGCUAUUGUAGCAGAAAAUACCAUGCUCAGCAGCUGAGACGAGGAGGGGAAUUUGUCACACAUGUUUGGCUUCUUAUGGCACAUUUUGGCUUAACGGAUCAAUUCCAGACACGACGUAAUCCUACAAUAGGUGAGGUGGUUCUAUGGUAG